This is a messenger RNA of Psammomys obesus (fat sand rat), 1700 nucleotides long. RefSeq names its product tripartite motif containing 55 (gene Trim55). The record is from RefSeq and is a predicted model, not a curated record. NCBI's taxonomy places the organism in Eukaryota, Metazoa, Chordata, Mammalia, Rodentia, Muridae. Gene Ontology annotation, molecular function: zinc ion binding. Bases 1 to 1632 code for a protein of 543 amino acids. The transcript has 10 exons.
AUGAGCACUUCUCUGAAUUACAAGUCUUUCUCCAAAGAGCAGCAGACUAUGGAUAACUUGGAGAAGCAACUGAUCUGCCCCAUCUGCCUGGAGAUGUUCACGAAGCCUGUGGUCAUUCUUCCCUGCCAGCACAACCUGUGCAGGAAAUGCGCCAGCGACAUCUUCCAGGCCUCUAACCCAUACUUACCGACAAGAGGAGGCACCACUGUGGCGUCAGGGGGCCGCUUCCGCUGUCCCUCUUGCAGACAUGAGGUGGUGUUAGACAGACACGGGGUCUAUGGACUGCAGAGGAACCUGCUGGUGGAAAACAUCAUUGAUAUCUACAAGCAGGAAUCCACCAGGCCAGAAAAGAAGUCAGACCAGCCCAUGUGUGAAGAUCAUGAAGAGGAGCGCAUUAAUAUCUACUGCCUGAACUGUGAGGUGCCUACCUGCUCCUUGUGCAAGGUUUUUGGCGCUCAUAAGGACUGCCAGGUGGCGCCCCUGACCCAUGUGUUCCAGAGGCAGAAGACAGAGCUCAGCGACGGCAUUGCUGUACUGGUGGGAAGCAACGAUCGAAUCCAGGGUGUGAUCAGCCAGCUGGAGGACACCUGUAAAACUAUUGAGGAGUGCUGCAGAAAGCAGAAACAGGACCUGUGCGAGAAGUUCGAUUACCUCUAUGGCAUCCUGGAGGAGAGGAAGACUGAAAUGACCCAAGCCAUCACCCGAACACAAGAGGAGAAACUGGAGCAUGUCCGAGCUCUUAUCAGAAAGUAUUCUGACCACCUGGAGAACGUGUCAAAAUUGGUGGAGUCAGGGAUCCAGUUCAUGGAUGAGCCAGAAAUGGCAGUGUUCCUGCAGAAUGCCAAGACCCUGUUACAAAAGAUCUCGGAAGCAUCGAAGGCAUUUCAGAUGGAGAAAAUAGAACAAGGUUAUGAACUCAUGACCAACUUCACAGUCAACCUCAACAGAGAAGAAAAAAUUAUCCGUGAAAUUGAUUUUUACAGAGAAGAGGAAGAUGAUGAGGACACAGGAGAAACAGAAGAAGGAGAAGGAGGGGAUGCAGUAGAAGUAGAAGAGGUAGAAAAUGUUCAAAUAGAGUCAUCAGGGGAAGAGGAGAGUAUGGGAAAGUCCCCAGAGUCCUCUCAGCUGACCUCAGAGCUCCAGGCUUCCCCAGGACCACUACUUGCUGUCUCUCCAGAACCGAUUUCAUCCAUGCCACCUGCUGCAGAUGUCCUGGUGACACAGGGGGAGGUGGUGCCCACUGGCUCUCAGCAGACCACACAGUCUGAAACUCCAGGCCCUUCAGCAGCGGAAACUGCGGAUCCCUUGUUUUACCCUAGUUGGUAUAAAGGCCAAAGCCGGAAAACCAUCUCCAAUCCACCUUGCACUCCUGGGAGUGAAGGUCUGGGGCAAAUAGGGCCUCCGGGUGCUGAGGAUACCAGUGUGCAGACGGCAGAAGUGGCAGAAGCCUCAGCCAAUGAGCAGGCAGUGAGUGGUAAGGAAUCUAGCGCACCUGCAGCUGCCUCUCAGGUUGGAUUUGAGGCCCCUCCUCCCCAGGGACAGGCUGCAGCCUCUGGGAGUGGAGGUGGGGCUGAUUCUGAGCCAGCUCGCCAUGUCUUCUCCUUCUCUUGGUUGAAUUCCCUGAAUGAAUGAUAUUUAUUCUGGCUGCUUCCCCCUGUCGGCCUGGCGGAGAAGCACACAGGCAGCAGAGAACCUGGAUG